Condylura cristata (star-nosed mole) is the source of this 2311-nucleotide messenger RNA. RefSeq names its product HID1 domain containing (gene HID1). Bases 532 to 2301 code for a protein of 589 amino acids. Gene Ontology annotation, cellular component: membrane; Golgi trans cisterna; Golgi medial cisterna. The record is from RefSeq and is a predicted model, not a curated record. Lineage: Eukaryota; Metazoa; Chordata; Mammalia; Eulipotyphla; Talpidae. The transcript has 18 exons.
GUGGAAGCCACCGAUGACGCCUUUUGGGACCAGUUCUGGGCGGACACGACCACCUCCGUGCAGGAUGUCUUCGCGUUGGUGCCGGCGGCCGAGAUCCGGGCGGUGCGGGAGGAGUCACCCUCCAACCUGGCCACGCUGUGCUACAAGGCUGUGGAGAAGCUGGUGCAGGCCGCCGAGAGCGGCUGCCACACAGAGAGGGAGAAGCAGGUCGUCCUGAGCUGCAGCCGGCUCCUCACCCGCGUGCUGCCCUACAUCUUCGAGGACCCGGACUGGAGGGGCUUCUUCUGGUCCACUGUGCCCGGCGCGGGACGGGCAGGGGUAGAGGACGACGAUGAGAAUGCCCGGCCCCUGGCCGAGUCCCUGCUCCUGGCCAUCGCCGACCUGCUCUUCUGCCCAGACUUCACAGUCCACAGCCACCGGAGGAGCACUGUGGACUCGGCAGAGGACGUCCACUCCCUGGACAGCUGUGAAUACAUCUGGGAGGCCGGCGUGGGCUUCGCUCACUCCCCUCAGCCCAGCUAUGUCCACGACAUGAACCGCGUGGAGCUGCUGAAACUGCUGCUGACCUGCUUCUCGGAGGCCAUGUACCUGCCGCCAGCUCCAGACAGCAGCAGCACCAACCCGUGGGUGCAGUUUUUUUGUUCCACAGAGAACAGACACGCCCUGCCGCUCUUCACCUCUCUGCUCAACACCGUGUGUGCCUAUGACCCUGUGGGCUACGGGAUCCCCUACAACCACCUGCUCUUCUCCGACUACCGGGAGCCGCUGGUGGAGGAGGCCGCCCAGGUGCUCAUUGUCACCUUGGACCACGACAGUGCCACCCGCGCCAGCCCCACAGUGGAUGGCACCACCACAGGCACCGCCAUGGACGAUGCUGAUCCCCCAGGGCCUGAGAACCUGUUUGUGAACUACCUGUCCCGCAUCCAUCGAGAGGAGGACUUUCAGUUCAUCCUUAGGGGCGUGGCCCGCCUGCUGUCCAACCCCCUGCUCCAGACCUACCUGCCCAGCUCCACCAAGAAGAUCCAGUUCCACCAGGAGCUGCUGGUCCUCUUCUGGAAGCUCUGUGACUUCAACAAGAAAUUCCUCUUCUUUGUGCUGAAGAGCAGUGAUGUCUUGGACAUUCUGGUCCCCAUCCUCUACUUCCUCAACGACGCCCGAGCCGAUCAGUCUCGGGUGGGCUUGAUGCACAUCGGCGUCUUCAUCCUGCUGCUUCUGAGUGGGGAGCGGAACUUCGGGGUGCGGCUGAACAAGCCCUACUCAGUGCGCGUGCCCAUGGACAUCCCGGUCUUCACGGGGACGCACGCGGACCUGCUCAUUGUGGUGUUCCACAAGAUCAUCACCAGCGGGCACCAGCGGCUGCAGCCCCUCUUCGACUGUCUGCUCACCAUCGUGGUCAACGUGUCCCCCUACCUCAAGAGCCUGUCCAUGGUGGCCGCCAACAAGCUGCUGCACCUGCUGGAGGCCUUCUCCACCACCUGGUUCCUCUUCUCGGCCGCCCAGAACCACCACCUGGUCUUCUUCCUCCUGGAGGUCUUCAACAACAUCAUCCAGUACCAGUUUGACGGCAACUCCAACCUGGUCUACGCCAUCAUCCGCAAGCGCAGCGUCUUCCACCAGCUGGCCAACCUGCCCACCGACGCCCCCGCCAUCCACAAGGCGCUGCAGCGGCGCCGGCGGGCGCCCGAGCCCCUGUCUCGCACCGGCUCCCAGGAGGGCGCCUCCAUGGAGGGCUCGCGGCCGGCCGCCCCUGCUGAGCCCGGCACCCUCAAGACCAGCCUGGUGGCCACCCCAGGCAUAGACAAGCUGACGGAGAAGUCCCAGGUGGCUGAGGACGGCACCUUACGGUCCCUGGAGCCCGCGUCCCAGCCAGGCUCAGAGGACGGCAGCCCGGCCACGGAGGAUCAGGAGCCCAGCCAGGCCUGGCGGGAGCAGCGGCGACUGUCCAGCGCGUCGGCCGGUGGACAGUGGAACCCGACGCCGGAGUGGGUCCUGUCCUGGAAGUCCAAGCUGCCCCUGCAGACCAUCAUGAGGCUGCUGCAGGUGCUGGUCCCUCAGGUGGAGAAGAUCUGCAUUGACAAGGGCCUGACGGAUGAGUCACAGAUCCUGAGGUUCCUGAGGCACGGCACCCUGGUGGGGCUGCUGCCGGUGCCGCACCCCAUCCUCAUCCGCAAGUACCAGGCCAACUCGGGCACUGCCACGUGGUUCCGCACCUACAUGUGGGGCGUCAUCUAUCUGAGGAAUGUGGACCCACCCGUCUGGUACGACACGGACGUCAAGCUGUUUGAGAUCCAGCGGGUGUGAGGACGGCAGC